CUCCCUUCGCGGGGAGUGCUGGGAUUACCGGGAGGAUACUGGGGGCGCUGGACCUCCCCGCGGUCUCCUCCCGGAACUCCCCGCCCUGGGCACAGGGGCGGACGCGCUGUGUCGCGGCCCCUUUAAGGCGCGGGCCCCGCCCCCCGGCGCUUCCCGUCCCCGGGCCGGUUGCUGAUUGGCCGGGCAGGCUGCCGCGCGCACCCACCCUGACGUAAUCGCGCGCGCCGUGCCGGCCGGCCCCGCCUCUCUCCGCCGCUUACCUCGAACGUAAACCCUUCCAGCCAAUCCGCGUUAGGCGGCGGGCUGCGCGGCUGGGGGCGAGCGGCCAAUCGGAAGCGCCGAGGCGAGCUUUAGUUUACAUAAUAAUAGAGGGGCGUGGCCAGGGGUGCUGACCCGAGAGGCCCCCCCGGACCCAUGGCCCACAGCGCCAAGCAGCUGCCUGCCGGGAUGCUGCAUGCCACGGGCAAAGCUCAGCAUGGAAACUUCCUGGUGGCCAUCAAGCAGGAGAAGGGGGAGUCAGCACGGGCGAGCAGUGAGAAGCCGCAUGGUGAGGAGGAGCCGGUGAAGAAGAGGGGGUGGCCCAAGGGCAAGAAGAGGAAGAAGAUCCUUCCCAAUGGCCCCAAAGCCCCUGUGACAGGCUAUGUGCGUUUCCUGAACGAGCGGCGCGAGCAGAUCCGCACGCAGCAUCCUGACCUGCCCUUCCCAGAGAUCACCAAGAUGCUGGGGGCUGAGUGGAGCAAGCUGCAGCUUUCGGAGAAGCAGCGGUACCUGGACGAAGCGGAGCGGGAGAAGCAGCAGUACAUGAAGGAGCUGCGGGAAUACCAGCAAUCGGAAGCCUACAAGAUGUGCACAGAGAAGAUCCAGGAGAAGAAGAUCAAAAAAGAGGAUGCAGGCUCUGCGGCGGUGAACACCCUGCUGAAUGGGCACCCGCACAAGGCUGGCGAGUGCAGUGACACCUUCUCCACCUUCGAUGUGCCCAUCUUCACGGAGGAGUUCUUGGACCAAAACAAAGCCCGGGAGGCUGAGCUGCGGCGCCUGCGGAAGAUGAACACGGAGUUUGAGGAGCAGAACGCCAUCCUGCAGAAGCACACGGAGAACAUGAACUGUGCCAAGGAGAAGCUGGAGCAGGAGCUGGCCCAGGAGGAGAGGCAGACCCUGGCCCUGCAGCAGCAGCUCCAGUCCGUGCGGCAGGCUCUCACCACCAGCUUCGCCUCCCUCCCCAUCCCUGGCACCGGUGAAACCCCCACUCUGAGCACUCUGGACUUCUACAUGGCCAAACUGCACAGUGCCAUCGAGAGCAACCCGCUGCAGCAUGAGAAGCUGGUGGUGCGCAUCAAGGAGAUCCUGUCCCGGAUAGCCAGUGAACACUUGUGAAGAGGACCAGUCCCUCCCGGAGCCCGGGGCCGGCCGGACCACGGCCCUGUCCCUUGGAGCUCAUGCAAGGGACAGUCUCUGCUGGUGGUCCGGCUGCUUCCCCCUCCACCCCGCUCACCUCGCUUGGAGAAGUGAGCUGGGACCCCCUCCAGCCCCGGCGUGGCUGCACCCCGUGGUGCACCGUCUCCGAGGACCUCGAGCUUCUGGGGACCAAGCAGUGAUGGGGCUGAGAGCCCCCGGCUGGCGUGGUGCUGGGCGAGGUGCUCAGUGGUGGGCGUGAGCAUCCCCCCUGCUCUCCUGUCAGCUUCCCGGCUCCUGCAGCUCUGCCUCGGCCAGCCAGAGACCCCCAAGGUGUCCGGUGGCCAGUUUAGUGCCUGGGGGUCACUGGCCUGGAGGUGAACCAGCCUCUCGGGGUGACCCGGGGGGUUGCUGUCACCCAGCCUGGGACAGGAGGGGGGCAGCCGGGUGCCCCGGGAGCCCCCUGGGGCUUGGUGCUGCCUCCUGGCCCCUAGAUCAGCCCAGGGGGCUUCUCGAUCCCCUGUCCUGCAGCAGGUGGGGGGUGGCAGGCUUUCUCCUGCCUGCCUCCUGCUUUCUUGAACCUUCCAGCAGCCCCUUGCUGCUCCCCCACGGGUGCCUUCAGACCCCUGCCUAUGUCACCCUGCCUGUCACCUUGCCUUCCCCCACACCUCUGGGGCCAGGCAGGGGAGCUCCCGCACACUGCAGGGGUGAAGGCAAAAAAAAAAAAAAUGGAAUCAAGACCUUGAUGCCGGAGAGCAGCUGGAACCGAGCCCUUCCUCGGUGGGGAGCCCAUGGGGUGGCCCCCCUGCCCCAGCCCAUCCUGCCUUGUGGGACCACUGUGACAGCAGCCGCGUCCCGGCCGUGCGGUACUGGGGUUGGCCGUCCCCAGGACCGCCUGUCACUAAUCUCAGACUCUGUAAUUAGAAGAGAGUGUCUUAUUUUCUUACUAGCACUAUGUCGGUCUGGCCCUGGGUUUAACCUGGGGCUGGUGUGCGACCGCUCGUCUCUCGCCGGCCGGGUCCCUGCUCUGUAGGUGACUCUCCUGGUGGCCCUGUGGCUUGGGAUGGAGAUGGGAGCAAAUAAAUGUUGGAGGAACAACC
Molecule: messenger RNA, 2492 nt
Organism: Falco peregrinus (peregrine falcon)
Lineage: Eukaryota; Metazoa; Chordata; Aves; Falconiformes; Falconidae
Gene: HMG20B
Product: high mobility group 20B
Exons: 10
Coding region: 415-1374 (319 amino acids)
Biological process (GO): regulation of gene expression
Cellular component (GO): nucleus
Source: RefSeq, a predicted model, not a curated record